AUGGCGACAGCGCUUGAUCAGCCUCUCUUCGACCCCCUUGCUGGGGGCCGUCCCCACGAUGCCGCUUCCAUGACACCUCCGCACAGCGCAAACGGCAAGAAAGAGGUCCCCGAGGGUGUCCCAUCGGAGCUCUCAGAUCUCGAGCUGGACCCGAGUGCUGUUGCAGUCAAGAUCGAAGAGUCGAUUGAAGGCGAAGAAGAGGAAGAAGAAGAAGAAGCGAUUGAACCUGACCACUACUAUGGAGGCGGCAAGGUCCCCGUUUUUAAGCCGACAAUGGCGCAAUUUCGAGAUUUCCAGUCGUUCAUCAAUAAAGUCGAAGACUAUGGCAUGCGGUCGGGUAUCAUCAAGGUCAUCCCUCCCAAGGAAUGGCUCGAUGCUCAGCCACCCCUCGACGAAGCCGUGAAGAAGAUUCGGGUCAAGAACCCAAUCAUGCAGGAGUUCCAUGGCUCCCAUGGCACCUAUACCCAAGCGAACAUUGAGCGACAACGGACCUACAAUCUACCCCAGUGGAAAGGAUUAUGCGAGGAAAGCAGUCAUCAGCCGCCCGCUCGAAGAGGCGAACGACGUCGGAACCAAGAGCGAGUCACACGCACCCCUGCCGCUCCCAAGCCUCAGACCACUCGCUCUAGCUCUCAGAAACGGGGACCUGGUCGACCCCCGAAAAAAUCCAAUCAAGCCAAGGUGAAGGAAGAGCCGCAGAUCAAGGUGAAGGAAGAACCACUUGCGGAUGACGUCCUUGAGAAGACGAAACCGGAAGGCCCACCAACACCCGUCUCGCCAGAGUCGAACCCGGUCGAAUCGAAGUCAGAAGAACUGAGCGACGGCGAGUCCCUGCCUGCACCGAAGCCCAAAGGCAGACAGCCCAAGUCCGUGACCGCGCGAAGGAAACACAACAAGGGAGAUGCUAUCGAUUUGGUCGACGAAGAAGCCUUCAAAAAUUUCGACUAUCGCAUCCACGAUCAUGCCGAGUACACGCAGGAGCGCUGUGAGGAGCUCGAGACCGCGUACUGGAAGUCUCUCAUGUUCAACAAUCCCCUAUAUGGAGCUGAUAUGCCCGGUUCUCUCUUCGACGAGAACACCACAUCGUGGAACGUGGCGAAGUUGCCGAAUCUGCUUGAUGUCAUUGGGCAGAAAGUCCCCGGUGUCAACACGGCCUAUCUAUACCUCGGUAUGUGGAAAGCCACUUUUGCCUGGCAUUUGGAAGAUGUGGAUCUUUACAGCAUCAAUUACAUCCAUUUUGGUGCUCCAAAACAAUGGUAUAGUAUCUCGCAGGAGGAUGCGCCUCGCUUCGAACAGGUCAUGAAGAGUAUCUGGCCCACCGAUGCGAAGGCAUGUGAUCAAUUCCUGCGCCAUAAGACCUACCUUGUCUCCCCGAGUCUCCUGAAAUCCCAAUAUGGUAUCACUGUGAACCGCCUGGUUCAUUACGAGGGCGAAUUCGUCAUCACCUACCCCUACGGCUACCACUCCGGGUUCAAUCUUGGCUAUAACUGUGCCGAGUCGGUCAACUUCGCAACGGAAAAGUGGCUCGACUACGGUCGCGUCGCCAAGAAGUGCAACUGCGAAUCAGAUAGCGUCUGGAUUGACGUCGAUGAGAUCGAACGGAAGCUACGGGGUGAAGCAACUCCGGAAUUCUACGACGAAUUCAGUGAUAUGGAAGGGGUGGAGGGGGCCUCUGAUUUGUUGACCCCUCCCCGCAGUGUCCCUGAGAAGACAUCGGGCCGUGGUCGGAAACGCAAGCAUCCUGGUGAUACGACGAGAGCGAAGCGUAUGCGAGUGAACGCCGAUAUGCCACGAAAGGCGCCCUGCGUCCUUUGCCCGAACGAUCUCGAUUAUGAAGAUCUGCUCCCGACCGAAGAUGGGAAAUCUCACGCCCACCGACGCUGUGCCAUGUACACGGAAGAGACCACCAUCCUGCGCGAUGAAUCCGGAAAUGAAAAGGUGUGCGAUAUUGAGCUCAUCCCCAAGGCCCGCAUGGGACUCAAGUGUCUCUUCUGUCGCGAAGUCCGCGGAGCCUGUUUCCAGUGUAACUUUGGCAAGUGUACACGAUCAUACCAUGCCACUUGCGCUCUGUUGGCUGGUGUCCAAGUCGAACACGGCUCCAUCGCUGUGAUCGCUGAUGAUGGACAGCAAUACUCGAUCCCCAGUAUUGACCUCAAAUGCAAAUACCAUCGUCAGAAGCGGCCCCCAUGGAUGGCAAACGACACCGCCGAGUACGAGCGGAAGCUCAACGGGACGGCUCAGCGACUGGUUGCGGGAGAUCUCGUGCAAUUCCAGGUCGACAAGGAGAUCAAUGGCGCCGUGGUACUACAGAACCGACCAGAGGAACGUACACUGCUGGUGAAAAUACUUCCACGAGGGGAUAUCAUCGAGCUCCCCUACAAAUGGCUGCUUAUCGUCCGCAAGAGUAAUUUCUCGCCUCUGGCGCCAGGCACGAAGCCAUUGCCGCCUCAUUUAGCUCGCAAGCCCGAUGCUCGGAAGGAAUUGGAAUCGGCGGUCCCGGUGGCAGGAAAUCCGUUUGGCGACGGGCGAUCGCCGUAUCAGUGGGCUGAGUUCGAGACGGUGGACGCAACUAACCACGUCUCUGCCCCACCACGGAUGCAUGUCGACCUCAAUAAGGGCGAGCAGAUGUGGUAUUAUUUGGGGCAUUCGUCGACCGAAUGUAGGGCUCAAUAUACACACAACCCUAGCGUCUCCGUCCACAACCCGCGGUCGAAUUUCCUGGACAGCGUCAAGUCUCUUGGCGCCGUGGUGGCCCGUCUCCCCUCGUACCCCCACCAUUUCGCUCACUAUGCUACUAAUGCUGCGUCUGCGUCUGCGUUUGCGUCUGCUGCUGCUGCUCCGUCUACUCCGACUACGAUUGCCCCUCCUCCUCACCACCACCACCUCACACCUGCUGCUGCUGCCGCUGCCGCUGCCGCUACCGCUGCUGCUGCCUCCCGCCCUUCCCUCCUGCAGCGUCCUCCUCUUGCCCCUCCUCCUCGUCCUCCUCGAACCUUCCCCUCCUCUGCUGUUGCUUCUGCUGCUGCUGCUUCUGCGAUGCCGUCGGCCUAUCGAUCCUUGCCAACUCAGUCUGCCCGUCAUGCUCCGUACCCGCAAGUUCUCAAAUCGCAUCAACAUCACCAUCACCCACAAUCACAACCACCACCGCAACAUCCCUUUUAUCAUGCUCAGCAAUCACCGCAACAGCAACCACUUCCACCCCAGCAGCAGCAGCAGCAGCAGAACAGCACCAACAAUAACACCAUCAACCAUCUCCCCACCAAUACCUUCGCCAAUGUCCGUGAACUCAUUGCUCGCCGUCGCCUCGCGCAGAUUACCGACCACGCCAACGUUUUCGCCGGCUAUACCAUUGUCAGUCCGGAGUUGGUAGUGGAGACGCUGCUGGGCCCUAUGGGUUCGGUCCCACCCCCCAAUGGCCUCGAGAAACUCGAGCUUGCCAUGGCCCAGCAGCGUGUACAACCCCGGGCUCCCGAUGGGACCCUGCUGCCGCUGCAGCCACUGAACAUGCGGUCGGAGGAAGUGACGAGGCUGUUGCAGAUGCUCCGGUUCUCGCUUGUCAGCCAUCGGGAGCGAUUGGACGUGCUCCAGAAGAGGGAGUCGGAGAACAGCAAGCCGGAGACCAUUGCCAGGGGCAGUGCUGCGUCCGCCAAACUGGCAGGCAAAUAUGCUUAUCUCGAUCAGCAACGUGCCCAGGCCCCGGCCGUCUACCAGUCUCCCUACGACAUGCCGUCCGGGUUCACCGAAUACGCCAAGAAGACCUAUGAUCUCGGCCCCUGCGAACCGGAGCUGCCGAAGCCAUCCCUGGCGAACGACUACUUUGCCAGCUUGUCGCCAGAAGACCAGGAGAAGAUCCUCAAGACGUGCGGCAGCUUCGUGCAGCGAGCCAUCGAACGCUCGGCCCCGCACAGUCGACAAAGCUCGUCGUCCAAUCUUCGACUUGCAUCGGCUCUGGCUCAACAGACGGCGAACCCCACCAUUGAUAUCACGACGGUGGAGGACAUGCCGCUGUCCGGUCUCGACUUACCCCUCCAUGCCGACUCGCCGUGCUCGAGUUUUAGUCGGUCGCAUCUGAGGUUUCAGUCCCCCAACGACUUCACGAGUCAUGGGGCGGAAGUCCAUCACGACCACCAUGACCUCUUUGGUGACCAACAGGCCAACACGCGAUUCUGGCAGCAUGGGCCCUGGGCCGCCGGGGACGGAAACACUCCAAACGAGGAGAAUCGACCGUUCUUUGGCCCUCACGAACGACUCAAGCACGACUAUGCGUCGUCCGACAUCUCUUUGGGUCGAGGCCCAGGGUCUCUGCAUUCGGUCGACAUGGCCGGAUUUGGCUUAGAUGGCACCGACGACCUCUGUGCCGAGCUGAGUCCGUGA
Molecule: messenger RNA, 4374 nt
Organism: Aspergillus clavatus NRRL 1
Lineage: Eukaryota; Fungi; Ascomycota; Eurotiomycetes; Eurotiales; Aspergillaceae
Product: putative jumonji family transcription factor
Exons: 5
Coding region: 1-4374 (1457 amino acids)
Biological process (GO): chromatin remodeling
Cellular component (GO): nucleus
Molecular function (GO): histone H3K36 demethylase activity; histone H3K9 demethylase activity
Source: RefSeq, a predicted model, not a curated record